AUGGCAGCUCCCCGCCAAGUUGUCGAUGGCCUUUGGAGGUGUCUCUGCCCGUCAAUCGAUGCGGCACUUUUUCAAAAGACGUCGAGGCUGAGGCCGUUAGUACCGCGCAGGCUCACUUCUACUGUGGCUGCUGCUCAUGAAGAAGAUGGUUCCAGCACUGCACUGCUUACUUCAAACUUGAUGCUAUCACAACAGCAACAACCUGUUAUUGAAGAUGGCUCUCAGCUCGCCCAAAGAUCGAAAAAGACUCGACCAGGGAAACACCAGAGGUUAUGGCAACAUGAAAAAGCCAACCGGAAGCUGCUGAAGGAGCGAUAUCAGCAUGAGGUCUCAUCUUUACCAACUACUACUACUACAACAACAACAACAACAGCCACUACCGACCAACCAGAAACCCCAGCAAUCACCACCCCCUCCCUUGAAAUCCUCACCUUCCCCGACAACACCAUCCCCCCAUCUCUCCUCGCCUCCUUGUCAACCCCCACCCUCCUCCUUACCCUCACCCGCCUGUUGACUUCCCACUCCAAACACACCAAACGCUUCACGGGUCUCAAAAUCAGAUCACUAGUCCACUACCUCGUCACCGACCGUCACCAACCCCCGAAUGAACUCCUCUACCGGGCAUUGGUUGUUGCAAACUGGGAUCCAGAACGGGGUUCAGCCUGGGAGCUCGAGGACAUUCUCAAGGAGAUGGACAAAGCCAGUAUUGCCCCUAGCAAGGAGUUUUGGAGGGCGGCGAUUAAAUUGCUGGCUAUUCACCCUGAUUACACGCUUAGGAACUUGAUAUUGAGACGGAUAGGGGUUGUUUACGGGGAGGAGUUGAUCAAGGAGGUGAGGGAGGAUGUUAUUUUGGGGUUACUGAGGGAGAGGCAGGAGGAGCUGGCGUUGGAGGCGUUGGAGGAGGUGGUGGGGUGGGAAGAGGAGGGGGAAAGGAGGUGGAUGAGUGGGACGGGGUGGGAUACUGUGGUUCAUGUACUGGGAAAGAGGGGGUAUACGGAGGAGGCGUUUCAGGUUUUGAUGAUGAGGGUUGGGUUGGAGACUGGGAGGGAGGAAGGGAGGGGGGAAGAAGGGAGGUUGGACGGGGUGCCGAUGGAGGUGUGGUAUUAUAUGUUGGAGGAGUGUUCGAGGGAGAGUUAUCUCGAGGGGACGAAAUACCUCUGGGGGAAGCUGGUGGAGAAUGGGCUUGUGGUGCCGAGUGAUGGGAUGUUGAAUAAUACUCUGAACACCGGGGCAAGGCAUUGUGAUGAGGAGCUAGCAACAGCCGCGUUUAAGGAGUUGGCUGGGAGGGGGAUCAAGAUGACGGAGUUGCAUUAUGAGGCGUUGGUGGAUUGCUAUGCUGAUCAGGGGAAAUUGAAGGAGGCGUUGGAGGUGGCGAGCAUCAAGGCCGAGUCGUACCCCGGGUUGAAGGAGGAGUCGAGGAGUAUACUGAGGUUGUUGGUGAGGGAGCCGGAGAUGGCGAAUAGGGUGUUUGAGAUUUUGGGAGAGUUGAAGGAGAAGGGGAGGAAGGUGCCAGCUUCGGGGCCGGUGGCGCUGUUGGAGUUUGUGGGCUUGCAGGGGGAUAUGGGGGCGUUGGUGGACGCGCUUGAGAGGGUGCAGCCGCUUAUGGAGGGGAGUGAUUGGGGGCUGGGAUACCUGUGUAGACAGGCCAAGACGGCGGAGGAUUGGAACCUGAUUGCUCGGGCCUAUCCGCGGAUCGACCCAACGAUGACGGUGAGGAAGCCGUUGGUGGCCCUUAAUGAUACGGUGCGCAAUCUUGCGGCUGACAGGGAGGGGGACCUUGACCUGGCGUUUGCGCGGUUGUGGGAUAUGGGGGAGCAUUUGGUCCAAAGAGUCGCCAAGUACCCCACGGACGACACUCUGAUGGCGUUGCUGGAUCGGUGCUACUGGGAGAAGGAUUCCAGAAUCUGGGCCGUCAUUGACUUGGCUAGGGAGAAGGGGAUCCAGGUGGAUGAGACCGACAUGAAGAAGUUGAGCACAAUUCCGAAGCCGGAGAGAUUUUUGUUACUAGCACCCGCAGGCAAGUCUUAG
This is a messenger RNA of Podospora pseudopauciseta, 2028 nucleotides long. RefSeq lists its product as uncharacterized. The record is from RefSeq and is a predicted model, not a curated record. The coding region runs from base 1 to 2028 and encodes 675 amino acids. The transcript has a single exon. Gene Ontology annotation, molecular function: protein binding. Lineage: Eukaryota; Fungi; Ascomycota; Sordariomycetes; Sordariales; Podosporaceae.